AUGGGCGACGCCGUCUCCAUGAGCGUGGUCAUCCCCAGGCCCGGGCGGGCGGCGACGGGGGAGAAUUGCUACGACGACGACGGCUACGAGGACGGUGGUUGGAGGAUGGGCAGAGUCGGAGAUUGGGGAAAGAGGAGAGUGGCGAAGCAGAGUUUUCAUCCGUCCAAAUUUCAAUUUUUAUUAUAUUUUGUUAAUUGA
Messenger RNA from Linum tenue, 198 nucleotides. NCBI's taxonomy places the organism in Eukaryota, Viridiplantae, Streptophyta, Magnoliopsida, Malpighiales, Linaceae. The record is from the annotation of a GenBank genome assembly.